This is a messenger RNA of Lucilia sericata (common green bottle fly), 1052 nucleotides long. RefSeq lists its product as uncharacterized. NCBI's taxonomy places the organism in Eukaryota, Metazoa, Arthropoda, Insecta, Diptera, Calliphoridae. Bases 45 to 932 code for a protein of 295 amino acids. The transcript has 2 exons. The record is from RefSeq and is a predicted model, not a curated record.
CAAUAAACUCAUUAUUCCGAGUAGAAAAGUUAAGACCAUAUAACAUGAUGAAUAAACAAAUUAUUGUGGCUGGUUUUCUGUUGUUCGAAAUUUAUUGCAUUAAAGCAGAUGUUCGGGAGCUGAAAUUAAAUGAUCGCAGUUAUUUGCCACCUUUAGAAAAUAAGCUUGACAAAGGAUAUUUGCCACCGGAUAAUAAAAUUUCGCAACAGACGAGAAGUGAAACUAAUGACUUCACCAAGGAAAACUUAAAUUAUAAAUAUAAUAAACCCAAAGUGAUCGAUGAUCCUCUGCCCAUAAAAGUGGAUUAUGUGCAACCUUUGGCUUUAGAUUUUGUAAGUGGCAAAUAUAAACCGAUCUAUAAAGGAGCCUUAAUUUCAGGAUUAUUUUACAAUGAAAAUGAGGCAAACUCUUUGAAUAGAGACACCUCAAAAGAGACACCUUUAAAUGAAGUGGCAAAGGCCCAUAAGAAGGAUCAAUUACAGACAGAAGCAACUUCCUUAAAAUAUAAAGAUAGCUCCAGGGAAAAGAAUAGAAAUAGCAAAGGAUCUUUAGAAGAUGUCGUGCCAAUUAAUUACUAUGCUGAGGAAGUAACUAUGUAUAAAUUAUUUAAUUACGACGAUGAUACUACUUUAAGUGGCUCCGAACCGGUGGUAAUAUUUAAACCGGGAGAUGAUAUUAGUUUCACUGAAGACACUACCAUUAUAGACGACUAUGAACAUAUAUUUCCUUUGGAAUUUAUAAAGAAACACCUAAAAUCUUCUUCCCAAAAAAAUACUUCUACCACUACCACUACUCCUGCUCCUCCUCCCUCUUCUCUAACAGAUGAUUCUCAUUCAAAUGAAGCAACUAGUGCAGCAGAAAGUGAAAGUAACCACACUACUACUAGACCUGGUUAUAAUUAUGAUAAACCCAAAAUAGAAUUUACGUUUUAAAAUUUUCUAUUAAUGCAGUCGUCCUAAAUAAAUUUUUAUUAUUAUUUUUAUGUUAAUCAUAAUAUUUAAUCAUUGUCGCCGUCUAGAAUGAAAUGUUUGUUUUUAAAUUAACGAAAAAAA